AUGGGCAAGAUCACUCAUAAAGCAAAUCCUGAUACAUCAACUGUUGAGACGUCAGCCAAUCCUUCAGAGAAUGCUGGCAUUGUUAUUUCUGCAUUUGACAACAGCUCUACAGCUGAUUAUUUUGCGUUAGUCACACACGCCAUGGAUCGUCAUCGAUUGCGCAUUCUCAAUGUUCGAUCUGGUACAGUGAGCAAUGACUAUUCAGCACAAGAAAAGGAAAAGAUUACCUGUUUAUCUUGGGGUUUUAUGAAGGAUAAUGGUGAUUUACAGGCAAACACAGUUCAAGCCUUUAAAAAGAAAAAAAGUGGUGUUACCUCACUAUCAAGAGUGGUUGCACUUGGCUUACACUCAGGAACAAUUGCUAUGUUCUCUUUGUCACAUGGCGCGAUUGUCAGCACAUUAGUGGGGUCACAUACAACACCUAUUUCAGAUUUUGUUAUGACAAAAGAUGGUUCGAGAGGUUAUUCGGUAGCAGAAGAUAGUAUAAUUGUUGAAUGGGAUCUGGAAGAGGGAAAGGAGUUACAUAAGUGGAAAGCAGAUGCAAAGAAUGUACGAAAACUGAAGUUGAGUCAUGACGAAAAGAAGUUAGCUACAGCAGGACAUACCAUUACUCUUUGGGAUUUGAGCACGUAUACAGUUAUUAAGAAAUUCAUUGGACAUGCAAGUGCUAUCAAAGAAAUGGCCUUCUCACAUCAAGACGAUGUAUUAGUGUCUAACGCAGAAGAUGAUAGAUAUAUUAAUGUAUGGGAUGCCCAAGCUUCGAAUACAAAUUCAAAUAAUCUUACAGCGUUAACUCUUGAAACAAAUGUUCUACAUAUUGACUUCUCAUCAACAGAGCCAUCCGUAUUAGCAGUAACAGAUGAUGGCUUAGUUAGUAUUUGGGAAAAUGCAUCUUUAAUUUCAACACAGCAAACGCCCUCUGCUGGCAACAGAAGAAAAAUGAUUCGAUCCAUGACGAAACAAGCUGAUGCCAAUAUAAAACUGGUUUCUACUGCUGAUGAGAAUAAUGUGAUUCCCAUCUUAGGUGCUAAGUUCGUAACUGAUAAUGGUGGCAAAUCAAUAAUGAUCGCACGUGGAUCCAGUAUUAAACCUUCUUUCGAGGUAGUCAAGUACGUUAAUGAGGAAACAGGGGCCAUCUUAUGCGAUAUCGUUCUAUCCAGACAGCCUAUUACAAAUUAUUUAAUCGACACUGCAUCUGUUGCUGCGAAUAAUUUGAGAACAACCCGCAAAGCCUACGAUGAAUCCACAGUUACUGUUGUGGGCAAUUCUGAUUUUGCCGUCAAAGCACCUAUAAUGGCUACCAACGAUGAGCAGAACCUUGAUGAAAAUGAAGAGCCAUCUAUUGAGCAGAAGCUUCAGAGCUUAGACAUGGUGGACACAGCAACAAGAGCCACUCAAAAAAGUAAGAAAAAGAAAACUGUCAACACUCCCUCUGCUGGAUCAUUACAAACUGUUUUGGUGCAGGCCUUACAUUCGAACGAUACUACUCUCCUCGAAGCGUGUUUGCAGCAUGAGAAGCCUGAGGUGAUCAAUAAUACAGUAAGACGAUUGCCUACGGAAUAUUUAAUUCCCUUGUUAUUGGAGCUUAUCACAAAAUUUCAAGAAAAGCCUAGUCGUGGUCCAACGCUUUUACUUUGGAUUAAGUCUGUUCUCACCAUUCACACUGCCUACUUAAUGACCGUGCCUAAUUUAGUGGGAAAGCUCUCCGGCUUCUACCAAGCAUUAGAUACGCGUGUUGGUGUGUUUCCCAAGCUACUCGCAUUAAGAGGGCGUUUAGAUAUUGUACAGAGUCAAAUCAACGUCAAGUCAUAUUCAGAUAUCAAUGAUACACAGUUACAACGUGCACAAAUGGCUGAGAAUGUUUAUGUGGAGGAAGAUUCAGAUGAUGAAGUGGAAGCAGAGGAAGAGUUAUCAAGUAUGGAUGAAGAUGAUGACGAAGGUUUAUCAGAAUAG
Molecule: messenger RNA, 1953 nt
Organism: Mycotypha africana
Lineage: Eukaryota; Fungi; Mucoromycota; Mucoromycetes; Mucorales; Mycotyphaceae
Product: WD40-repeat-containing domain protein
Exons: 4
Coding region: 1-1953 (650 amino acids)
Biological process (GO): maturation of SSU-rRNA from tricistronic rRNA transcript (SSU-rRNA, 5.8S rRNA, LSU-rRNA)
Cellular component (GO): nucleolus
Molecular function (GO): protein binding
Source: RefSeq, a predicted model, not a curated record